AUGAUGUUGGUACCCGAACAUGCCCACUUCACACCGAUGGUGUAUUUAGCUACAAUGCCAACAGGUCAUGAGUUUUCGCAAGAAGUGAAACAACUAAUGUUUCGUGUUAUUGAUUUCGUUGAAACAUUAUUUCCUGAGAAAAAAAUGCAUUCUGGUCAUCCGAACAUUGUUUUAUCAGAGCAAGGGAGAUACUUAAUUCGACUUGAAUUUCAUAAACUUGUUCGAGAAAAAUCAGCGUUGUUAUUUUAUUUGGAAGAUCAAUAA
Molecule: messenger RNA, 264 nt
Organism: Adineta ricciae
Lineage: Eukaryota; Metazoa; Rotifera; Eurotatoria; Adinetida; Adinetidae
Source: the annotation of a GenBank genome assembly